AUGUGUCAAAUGACGGAAUCACAAGAACAACAUAAAAAAUUGAAUAUAUUGGCAGUCGCACAAAAAUCUAAAAUUUGCGAAGUUCAGACAUAUAAAUAUAAAAUAUUUAGAUAUCGUGUGAAAGAAGGCAACUUUCACGUUUGCGUACUAAUUACUAAUUUGGGUUUUGAUAAAUAACUCUUAAUAUACCACUAAUUACAAAUACAUUCGACUACAAAAAGUCGCGAGUUGUUGCUUUGUUAGCAACAACAAUAACAAUACUGCGUGGUCGAACACAAAUACACAACAGUGAAUAAAAAGCACGCGAAAACGAAAAUUCGCCUGUAAUCUAGAAAAUUAAUAUUUUAAUUUCUACCCGCCCAACUGCAUUUAAACUCACGGCUCCGGCUUGGAUAACGAGGUACUUCCAAUUGCCAAAAAAUUAAGAUGUCUGUAGCAGAAUUUCUCAAGGACCUUCCCAGUCACAAUGCACAAAACUUUUCGCAAUUUAAUAUGGAACACGGACUGCGUACAUCACAGAAAAGGCCUUCCGUAUAUCUACCUACAGAAGAUGUUCCAUCGGAGCAGCACAUUGUGAUGGACAAGCGAUGCGUGUUGUUGCGAUAUCUGAAACAACAAUGGGAUAAAAAGACAUUACCUCGGAAACGUGAUCACAGCAACGGCGAUGCGAACGUAGGUAAUGGUACAGCGAAUAAUAGUUGUAAAAAACGUCCACGAUUGGAUAUAAACCAGCUUGUUUAAAACAACUUGGACUAUGAGCUGUCAAGUGGGUGGGGCAACGAGCGCAGCACGAAUAACCAAAUUGUGUCUGGGAUGCGCUUAAAAGUAUGAACAACUUGCUGUUAUCAUUACUAAAAAUUGAAUUUCUUUUUGUUUGUAUUAAAAGAACUACACUUGAAGAAAAUUUAUGUUUUAAAAUUAUAUGUUUGUAUAGCAUUUUCUCCAAUGCCGUACAAAAUCAACGAAUUAUAAACGCUAACACAAACCCUAUUUUAAAUCAAUAUAUUCCUGAAUAAUUUUAAACCCCCACAAAACGGGGAUCCUGUAUAAAACACACAAACAAUAGUCUGCAGCUUGUUAAAUAUGGUGCAAAUAUGCGCCUAGCCAUUACACAUUAGUUGUUAAGAUAUUAUUUUCUAAAUAUUUGAAUAUAAGCAAUUUUGUAAGUCGCAACUCACAUCAACAGAAACUUGGAAAUAACUUGUACUAAACAUAAAUUUACACAUGCACGCAUCAA
Messenger RNA from Zeugodacus cucurbitae (melon fly), 1237 nucleotides. Its product is annotated as DET1- and DDB1-associated protein 1. Bases 427 to 741 code for a protein of 104 amino acids. Gene Ontology annotation, biological process: positive regulation of proteasomal ubiquitin-dependent protein catabolic process. NCBI's taxonomy places the organism in Eukaryota, Metazoa, Arthropoda, Insecta, Diptera, Tephritidae. The record is from RefSeq and is a predicted model, not a curated record. The transcript has a single exon. Gene Ontology annotation, cellular component: Cul4-RING E3 ubiquitin ligase complex.